Molecule: messenger RNA, 776 nt
Organism: Meira miltonrushii
Lineage: Eukaryota; Fungi; Basidiomycota; Exobasidiomycetes; Exobasidiales; Brachybasidiaceae
Product: putative 60S large subunit ribosomal protein L20
Exons: 2
Coding region: 89-598 (169 amino acids)
Biological process (GO): translation
Cellular component (GO): cytosolic large ribosomal subunit; ribosome
Molecular function (GO): structural constituent of ribosome
Source: RefSeq, a predicted model, not a curated record
AUUUCAUCAAUUCAGAUCAUCUGUUCUCAAUCCUUUCACCAACCAUCCUAGGGCCAAGGUCAUCGUUCAAUAUAUUAUAACGCCCAACAUGCAAGAAUACUCGGUCAUUGGUAGGCACUUGCCCACAGAAAAGGAGCCAGCUCCAAAACUCUACCGCAUGAGAAUCUUUGCCAAGAACGAAACAAUCGCAAAGUCUCGUUUCUGGUACUUCGUUCGUCAAUUGAGAAAGAUGAAGAAGGCAACUGGUGAAAUCGUUUCAGUAAACGUUAUCAGCGAAAAGAAGCCCCUCAAGGUCAAGAACUUCGGUAUCUGGAUCCGUUACAACUCUCGUUCAGGAACCCACAACAUGUACAAGGAAUACCGUGAUUUGACCCGUGCUGAUGCCGUCAAGACCAUGUACCAAGAUUUGGCAGCAAGACACCGUGCUCGUUUCGCCUCCAUCCACAUCUUGAAGGUUGCUGAAAUCGAAAAGACUGCCGACAUCCGUCGUCCUUACAUCAAGCAACUCAUUGCACCCAAAUUGCGCUUCCCUCUUCCUCACCGUCGCCCACAAUCUUUGGGUGUUUACGCAGCCAACCGUCCUUCGACAUUCUACUAAUUUGGCUUUGAGGUUGAUAUCAUUUACACAUUCACACACCAAAACCUACAUAUUACCAUUAUGUAGAUCGGUAAGCUUUGUUGGUUGAGUCAUUCUUCCAUCGUCGCUUAUUGUAUCUCUAUUGUACGCUUAUACGCACUCUUACACACAUUCAAAACGAUGGCUACUUGCACGAUCA